Molecule: messenger RNA, 2582 nt
Organism: Rhagoletis pomonella (apple maggot)
Lineage: Eukaryota; Metazoa; Arthropoda; Insecta; Diptera; Tephritidae
Gene: Rif1
Product: telomere-associated protein RIF1
Exons: 4
Coding region: 202-2025 (607 amino acids)
Source: RefSeq, a predicted model, not a curated record
UUGAGGAGUGGAAGCAAUCUAUUAUAAAUAUAGCUCGUUCUUCUAUGGAUAGAAAUUAUAUAAAUAUGGUUACAGAAUUAUUUAAGGAUGAUGUAUAUGUUAUAAUUCCAUCAGUAUGGAGCCUGAAACCAGAGAAAUUGACUGAUAGACAAAAAGAACGUUUAGCUGAGAAAAAAUAAUAUUCCAGCAUUAUAUAAUGACAUGAGUCAGUCGCAGGAUUCAUUAAUAAAACCUUGGACUCCGAAGAAAUUAGUAAUAGCCAAGGAAGAUCAAAAUGAAAUUGUUAUAGAGGGUUCAAAUAAUAGGCAAAAGGAGGGUAACACGAAUGUGCCGGAAUGUUCCCAAAGUGGCGUUUCGUUUAGCUUACCAAAGGCUUGCUUAGACAUGGCUUCAAGUAAACGGAAUGUAGAAGAAAAGUUCUUAACAUCGAUGAGCACUAACAAAGAAAAUGUGCAAGACGUUCAUAGCAACAACGCGGAUAAAUUACUUGACCUACAAACGACUGAAGCGAAUCCGAAUACAUUCUCUGCUGCUGUACAACAAAUUAAAAAAAAACGAAAAUUCACAGCAGUGCAGGAAUCACCCAAAGGUAUACCUGAUGAUGCACCGAAAGUUAUUUCCAAUGAUAUUCGUCAUGACCAAAACUUGGAUGGUAUUCAGAGUAACAAAUUGGACUUGCCGAAUACUUCCUCUGCUUUAGAAGCACUAAAAGAAAUUUCUCCCAAAAAGUCGUCUACGAAAAACUCUCUCUUGCUAUCCCCACCUGAUCGCAAAUUAACAAAUAACAACAGCAGUCCGAAAUUACGUCCUAAACCACCGGCACACCUAACUGGACGAGGAGCGCAAUUGAUAAACAUGAUACGUAAUAGAAAAAUAGAUGCACAAUCUCCACAAACUCCGAUGCCAAGGUUGUUUGUGGCCAAGAAUGAUAGCAUGGAUCGCUCGUUAUCGGAUGUGGAUGUAAUAGAGCAUACAUCAACACCGCUGCAAGCUAAAGAUAUUCUAACAUUUACUAAACGGCUCCCUUCUCCCUCUGCCAGCCCUUCAACUAGCAUUUUGAAACGAAGUCUUCGCAGAGAUAGCCUUGAAGAAAUAGCUUUGGACUCACCAGCUUGCAAAAAGAAAAGAGUUAGUUUUCAUGACCCUCCAGUCUCAGUUACCAAGGAAUAUAUUAAGUAUAAUGAUGAAAACAAAACUAAACCUAAACGUUGCCUUAUUAUGGACAAAAUUCAAUCGAGUGCUGAGAGAGCCUCAGAAAAUAAAUAUACUCUAAAGCGGCGAAGUAAACUUGACAGCAUUAUUGAAAUCGAGAAAUUUGCAUCUCAACAAUCUAACAAAGCACAAGAUCUACCUACUAAUUCCGAGGUUCAAUCGGAAGAUUUGGAUGAUGACAUGGAUAUUGUGACGGAUGAAAAUAAACCUAGCGAGAAAUUUGCAGCAGAAGAACUUUCUCAUAAUACCUAUGAUCAAGCAACGGUGGAUAUUAGUAUUGACUUGGGAUGUUCGAAUAAUCUACUUGAAAUAGCGAUUCAUAGAUAUACAUUGGAAGAACUAUUAGAAAAAUAUUUAGAAUCUGCAAGUAAUUCAAAACUAAAGUGCUAUAAUACAAUGGCGAAAAUGAUAUCGAGAGGAAUGAGUGGCGAAGCUAAAAUAAAAGAAAACGUCCUCGAAGCUCUUUCAGAAAAUCACUCUAAGGAUUUCCUAGAUCAUGCAAUAAGAGAAAAUCUUGCAUCAGUGGUAUGCGAUCGAUUAAAUUUACCCUCUGUUAUUGAAUACGUAUGUGAAAAAUCAAAAAUCAAUACGUCUUGCAGAGCAAAUUUGUUUUCGCAGAUUCCGGAUAUCUUAAAACAUUGUAAACAAGACGCUGAGCGCUUAAAACUUAUACAUACACUAUUGAGUAAUAUCACUUUAAAAGAUACCGACCUUUUGGAUUUGAUCAAUAUUUUGUUACGUCAACGAUCUAUGGAAAAAAACAGUUCAGUAACAGUAUCAGAAGCAGCAAUAGAUUCUUCAUCAAACCUUUAAUAUAUCACAUGCAUUAUGUAUUUAAAUAAUUGUAUCAUACAAGAAUGUUCUUACGUUAUAUAUGUCUAUAUAUGUAGAUUGAGGAAAAUACAAUUUCUUAGUAUGACCAAAAAAUCCUACUUGUGGUUGGCGAAGUCUCAAAUGUACCAAUCAAAUUUAACGAAAAGUUCAGCUUCAUCAUACACUUUUUAAGUUAAAUUUUUACAUACAUAUGUGGGCAAUUCUCAAUUAGUUCGAACUUUCGCAUGAUUCGACAGUUUUUAUUCGGUCACACAAUUUUCGCUGGUUUAUUAACAAACAUCAGUAGCUCGUUUCUGUAACAAUUUUCUACCAAGGCGAAUUGAGAUAUGAAUUCACCUCCCUGUUCUCUACUGCUAAUGAGUAGUAGAGAAUGACGUAUAUUCUCUACCAGUAGAUAAAUAAUCGGUAGAGAAGAGUUACAGAAGCGAGCUACAGGUUACAUAUCAGUGUUCGUAUGUCAGGAAGCUGGCUUUAGUAUAGUGCGGCAUUGCCUUUGCCCAGCAAACACAGUUAGUCUGACGUUAGAGAAAUUUGGA